Molecule: messenger RNA, 723 nt
Organism: Acanthisitta chloris (rifleman)
Lineage: Eukaryota; Metazoa; Chordata; Aves; Passeriformes; Acanthisittidae
Gene: TMEM69
Product: transmembrane protein 69
Exons: 2
Coding region: 1-723 (240 amino acids)
Source: RefSeq, a predicted model, not a curated record
AUGUUUGCUAUCAUACAACGAUGCUGCUUCCACACACCUUUCAGACUCCAGAAGUUAGCUGGCCCCAGACUGCUGCUCUGUGGAAAGGAUAAGACAACUUGGUCUCCUCUCGGCCUCCAGCAGCUGCAGAGGGAUGUGUGUCUUCUCUCAAGAACUUCAAGACUCAAGCCAGCAGUAAUUUAUGCAACCAAGCUCCAGGCUUUUCACACCUCUCUGCCCUUCUUCAAGAAGAAAACACCUGCGGUAUCUGAGGCAGAAUCACAAAAAAAACCAGGAUCACUGAAGGAUUCUCCCAAGCCAGCCCUUUACUUAAGCCUGGCAGGGUUAUUCCCGUUUGUCUACGUGCCAGUGGUUAUGGCCAUCAAGGGCACCUACUACCCAGAGCUGGCAUUUGCUCAGGUCACAUAUGGUGCUGUAACAGCCUCUCUGCUAGGGGGAAUGAGGUGGGGGUUUGCUCUCCCAGAAAACAGCCCGGCCAAGCCAGACUGGCUGAACCUGGCUAACAGUAUAGUUCCUCCUCUGUUUGCCUGGCAAGCCUUGCUCUUGAAGGAUAUCACUCAGGGUGCAGUAAUGAUAGUGAUGGCCUUGGGGAUAGCACUGCACUAUGAUGUUUCCCUUCUUCCUACUUACCCGAGGUGGUUUAAAGUGCUGAGGGUAAUAGGAACAGUGGUGAUGGCAGCAUCGCUAUUGGCCACUGCAUUUCUAAGGGCUGUUUUGGAGUAG